Molecule: messenger RNA, 1981 nt
Organism: Eubalaena glacialis (North Atlantic right whale)
Lineage: Eukaryota; Metazoa; Chordata; Mammalia; Artiodactyla; Balaenidae
Gene: TTI2
Product: TELO2 interacting protein 2
Exons: 7
Coding region: 360-1892 (510 amino acids)
Cellular component (GO): nucleoplasm; cytosol; centrosome
Source: RefSeq, a predicted model, not a curated record
GGAAAGGCUGCAGGUAACGGCGGCCGUGUUAGUGUCACGCCUUAGAGAUUUAUUUCUUAGGCUCUUUGGGAUUGUUUGUUUGUUUGUUUGUUUGAGUCUUCAGAGAGGCAAGAGUAAUUUCUCCCCUCCACUGUUGGGAAUCUGAGAUUCUGUUACUCCCAGAGAACCCCCUUUCCCGCAUCUUUUCCUUUAUACCUUUACUUUUCUGCGGGCUAGACUCGCCCUCGGUCCUCCAAGACGUCUCGCCGUUUUAUUUGAUUUUAGUUCUGUUCUUUGAGAGAAUCCCAGCCCCGGAGUUAUCUUUCCUUCCCUCUUUAGCGGAUCCCCGCCCGCCUCCAUCCUCGUCCUCGGUCUGAGGCAUGGAGCCUCACGGCUCUCGGGAAUCCCCACCCCGGGAGGGCUCUUCCUUUCCUGGACGGUGGCCUUCCUCCGCCCUCGGACAGGCCUUCUCCCAGAUCUUGCACCAGUUUGCCGGCCAGGAAUCCCGACGGGGCAAGGCCAGAAAUGCAGCUCUUCGGGACCUCAGUGCUCUACUAGAAGCCAAAGAAUGUGAUCAGUUAUUUGAGGGGAGUGACACCUCGCUCCGUGGAAUGCCCGAGAUGCUGGGGCAGGUGGCAAAAGCCCUGGGGAAGUACGCAGCUCCUCCCGAGGGGCCGGAAGGGGGAAGUGAUCGUCACUCCGAAGUGGCCGAGAAAGCGGCAGCAGUUGGGUUACUCUUCCUUAAGCUGUUGAGGAAAGUUGAGACCGCUAAGAAUUCCUUGCUUUGCCCUGCAUGGAAGGCAGGCCUCCGUCACUUGGCAGGACCCAUCUAUAUUUUUGCCGUCACACACAACUUGGAGCAACCGUGGACCAGCCCAAAAUCUCAGGGCGUCGCUGGACAGGUGCUCGCCUUACUGCUUCAGGUUACUGAGUGUGGUUCUGUGGCUGGAUUCCUCCACGGAGAAAAUGAAGAUGAGAAAGGGAGAUUUACUGCGGUCAUGGGGCUUCUCAAACCCGAUUUGAAUAAGGACUCCUGGAAGAAUAACCCAGCCACCAAACAUGUUUUCUCAUGGACUCUGCAAAAGGUCACUCGACCCUGGCUGAGCCAACAUCUGGAAAGGGUACUUCCCCCAUCAUUGCUCAUCUCAGAUGACUAUCAAACCGAGAACAAAAUCCUGGGUGUCCACUGCCUCCAUCACAUUGUGCUAAAUGUGCCAGCUGCUGAUUUGCUGCAGUACAACAGGGCCCAAGUCCUAUACCAUGCCCUUUUCAACCACCUGUACACACGGGAGCACCACCUCAUUCAGGUAAUGGCUGUGCUCCUGUGUCUGCUGGAUUUAUUCCCCAUCCUGGAGAAAGCCCUGCACUGGAAGGGAGAUGCAGCCCGACCCACCACACACUGUGACGAGGUCCUGCAGCUGAUCCUGAUGCACAUGGAGCCCGAGCACCGCCUUCUGUUACGCAGGACUUACGCAAGAAACCUACCGGCUUUUGUGAAGAGGUUGGGGAUCUUAACUGUCCGGCACUUGAAGAGGCUGGAGCGAGUCAUCAUUGGUUAUCUGGAGGUUUAUGAUGGACCCGAGGAGGAGGCUAGAUUGAAGAUACUGGAAGCCCUAAAACUUCUCAUGCAGUAUACUUGGCCCAGAGUUCCCUGUAGACUUGUGGUCUUACUGAAGGCUCUCUUGAAACUGAUAUGUGAUGUAGCAAAGGAUUCAAGCCUCACACCCGAAUCUGUUAAGAGCGCCUUGUUAGAAGAGGCCACAGACUGCCUGAUUCUCCUGGACCGCUGCUCUCAAGGACAGGUGAAGGGUCUCCUGGCUAAAAUCCCCCAAAGCUGUGAAGACAGUAAGGUGGGGAACUAUAUCCGAAGAGUGCAGCAGGUUUCUGAAGGCGAUCCCUACGAUGCAACUUAAGACUUGUAUUACUUUCCUGAAGAGAAAAGAUUUUCUUUCUGUUCCAGUUGUUUUAAAUGGAAUUAUUUCAGGAAAAAGGUAUAUUUAUA